Messenger RNA from Manis javanica (Malayan pangolin), 1870 nucleotides. RefSeq names its product chromosome 15 C12orf76 homolog (gene C15H12orf76). NCBI's taxonomy places the organism in Eukaryota, Metazoa, Chordata, Mammalia, Pholidota, Manidae. The record is from RefSeq and is a predicted model, not a curated record.
AUGGCCACAGCGCAUCAUAGAAGCCUGAGAGUGGAUGCAGCCCCGCCCACCUCAGGUCCCACUACCUCUGUCAAGACAAGUAUGAGCCUGGCCCCCCUGGAGGACCAAGGCCAGACCCCACAAAAGGACGCCUAUUGGGCCAGAGCGCCAAUUUGUUGCGCGGAGAAUGGGAAGCUUGUGAGCCAUGAUGGGUUUGACAGUGCUGUGGACGGUAACCUGGCCAGAGACACACAGACAGUAUCUACCUACAACUCGCCGCACGAUGGCAUGUGCAUGUGUGCACUGGCCAUGUGCCCCCGGCCUCCGUCAGCCUUUCAGAGAGGACAGGAGAGUGCCCGGGCCAAUGGCCAGGCUGCCGCUUCAGGUGCGACCUUCUGGCGUGGGCGUGCGGUUACCCUGGCAACGACGCGCGCCCGGCGGGCGGAGGCUGCGACGGAAGGCGGUGCGCUGCAGGGAAGGGGCGGGGCUUCCGGCGGAAGCUGGCUCGCUCUGUCCCUUGGCGCCAGGGAGGAUGCAGCGUCUGGUGUGUUGGUGGCUGUUCCUGGUGCUGUGCAGCCUCCUAGAGGACCAGGCGGAGGCCCCGAGCCCGGCGGAGCCUCCGGAGCGAAGCCGGCCAUACGCCGUGCUGCGUGGGCAGAAUCUGGUGUUGAUGGGAACCGUUUUCAGCAUCCUGCUGGUGACCGUGAUCCUCAUGGCAUUGUGUGUCUACAAGCCCAUUCGGCGUCGAUGAUGGCCGAGCAAGCAGGUUCUGCAAGCAGGUUCUUCCGAGUAUCUGGGAUAUCAAGUUGUGUUGCACAUGGGUCGGUGGAAAAGUUGGAAUCAGAACCUUACUGCUUGAAAAUAACCUUUGGUCUGGACAGUUAAUAGAUUCUAAAUGUUUUAGAGAAAAUAUCUAACAAUUAUUUUUUUCUUGACACUGUAAUGCUAAUAACUGGCCAUUGAGUCUGCUUCUCGGUUUUGCUUUUUGAGUAUCUGGCUGUAUUUGUGCUUGUGAAAAGUAAGGCCUGAAGCUCCCAGGUCAUGUGAAGAUGGGAAAACAUGGCAGUUCUGUGAGUGACCCUGGACGGGACUAAUCCUUCAUGUUUGAAGAUAUUCAUGAGAUAAAAAUCUUAAUAUGUAGACGUUGCCUACUCAAGAAAGAACCACUUGGUCACAUGGGUUAAGAAUCACAAAUGUUUUUAAUUAUACUGACCUGGCCUGGAAUGCCCUGAUUGUAGGCAGUGUCAGCAGUGGGGGACUUAGGCCGUCACUCUUCAUGUUGCAUCCAGCCUCCUUGGGCUGGGAAGCUCUGGGGUUGGGCCAGAAAUAUUACUCGUUGGCCCAUCUGAGGAAGUACCCCAUCCUGCUCAAAGUACUGCACUUGAGUCUUUCCAGCCCAUGGCCUAAAAUCUGUGGCAGCUUAUCAGAUUUGGAAUCUAAAGGAAAUAGCAAAGUCUCUUUUCAGUCCUGGGUGGGGAGGGCUCAACCAAGAGAGGUGUGUGUUCACUGUACAAGGCAAAGGUAUCAGGUGGGUGUGUGUUUACAAAUUUAAUUUCAACUUUGAAAAUGCUACUUGCACUGUUGGUGAACUGGAAUUUUUUUCUCCUGUUGAAAUGAUACUUCCAUACUUGCAAAGUGAUUAUCAGCAUUUACUUGAAAGGUGCUAGGUUUUUCUUUGUUACUAAACUGAAAUGCUUAUUUUGUGCUCCAUUCAAGCACAGCACUGAUAUUUAACAGUCCGCAAUUUAAUGUGAAAUACCUGAUGUGGGACACUAUGUAACUGUCUAAGGAUUUUGUUUCUAACCCUAACAUUGAGCCAUUGAAAUGUUCACUGUUCUGUACUUUCGAGCAAAAUGCCAAUUAAAAUUACAGUAGUAUCUUACAUGCUGUA